CCUGACUCGGCUAACUUCCUGUGAUACGAAUGGCAGCAUUGUAAACAACUAAGCGGUGCUCGCUGUGCAUAGCAGAACCUACCUGUAGUAACAGAAAUGUAAUGAGAUGCAUUGUGACUGUCCUACACAGCAGCUGAAGAGACAAGUUAAUCAAGCUCCAUACCAAGAUGUCUUCUGAUGAGGAAUAUUUCACUCCCAAAGCCACACCAGGGGGCACUUCAUUCACCAUACCUAUUAAUGCUGAUCCACCUCCCAGACAAAUUGGAAACAAUCGAAGACUUCCUUCACUUGAACCUAGACCUCGAUCAAAAUCUCCCAGCAAAAUACCAAAACCAGUGCCAAAUGAAGGUGCCACUUUCACUGGUGGGGUCAGUGCUGGUCAAGACAUUCCACUAAACAGUACAUUCCGUAUAUCUAAAGGCACUGAACCUCUGUUGGGUAAAACACCUCUGUCCUCUAGUACAAAACAUGUGAAGCACAAGCAUCCACAUGGCAAGAGUCAUGCACAGAGAGGUGAGGCACAAAACCUGCAAACUGUAGAUGAAGGGAAGGAAAAACACAAGAAAAGAAAAACCAAAAGAAAGCAUGCAAGACAUGGUACAGGUGAAAGCACUGGGACUUUUACCAUAGAAAGUAAGCAAAAUAGCAAUGGCAGCACUGGAACUUUUACUGUGGAUAAUCCUGCCUUUGAAGGGGAAAAUGUAAAAACUGCCAGUGUGGCAUCCAUGCAGAGUAGAUCUACCUACAUCAUGUCAACAGAAGACAAGGUGGAAGAUGAGGAGGCCCCAGUGGGCUUUGGAUUAGGAAGACAGUUGACAAAAUCUCAUCGAAAAGAUGCUAGAGAAUCAGAUAUGAAGAUCAAGCAUAGGUUUACACUUAACAAGGCAAAAAUUAGGUCUUAUGUCUCAAAUCAGAUUUUCCACCGAGAAUGCUCAGCCUACAUACCAGAUCCCAAAAAAUUAUCAGAGGGAAUGUGUCAGUGUGGUCGCAGUAAAACUUGGCAUGUAGAUGAAGAAAUUGACAUUUCUAAGCACACAAAGGAUGAGAAAUGGAAUGGAGAGAACCAUUCUGAACAAGUCCCUCCAGACUGCUUUGGAGAGAUUUUAUUCUCUGGGUUUGGCUAUGACAAUAAAGUCCCUGCACCUUACAUCAGAGUAGACCAUACCACUGAACGGAGUACUCUGUGGCAUUUGCUCGAUGAUUACUGGAAGUUGCCAGCUCCUAGAUUGAUCAUCACUGUCACAGGCGGUGCACAGAAGUUCUUUCUCAGACCUCGUUUACUGCAUGCAUUUAAGACUGGUUUGAUAAAUGCUGCAACAGGAACAGGUGCGUGGGUUGUAUCUGGUGGCACAAACACUGGUGUGAUGAAGCUUGUGGGUGAAGCGGUCAGGGACCAUUCAUUUGCCUCAGAUGUGGAGAGUAGCAAGAUUAUUGCCCUAGGAGUGGCUACAUGGGGUAUAAUCAGCAACAAGGAAAGUUUGGUUGGAGAGGAGAAUAUGGGAUGUUUCCCAGCACUGUACAGAAGUGAAGACCUUCGUCAUGGUGGGGCUGGGACAGCUGCCCUAGAUCCAAACCAUACACAUUACAUCUUUGUGGAUGAUGGCACAGAAAACAAGUAUGGAGCAGAAAUCAAAUUGCGAGCAAAGUUGGAGCAGUACAUCUCUGAAAAGGUGGAGACUGGCAUUUCAAAAACAGAGAGUGUCCCUGUCCCAAUCAUCUUACUGGUACUGGAGGGUGGGAUCAACACACUUCAGACUGUAGCAGAGGCGGUCAAGCAGGACACCCCUGUGGUCAUCAUUGGGGGUUCUGGAAGGGCAGCAGAUUACUUAAUUUGUGGCUACAAGAUGACCAGAAGCAAGGAAAAGGGAAAAGAAGAAGAAUCACAGUACCCAAGCAAUUUUGAGGAUGAAAUGGCAGAAGAAGCAAAAUCCCUGUUUGAUUUACAUGGCUUGGACCAAGAAGAAGUGGAAAAAAAUAUCAAGAAAUGUUUAAAAAAUUUGAAGAUUUGCUUGGAUCACAGAAAACUGUUAACAGUGUUCCGUCUGAAUGACUCUACUUCAGCCCGUGAUAUGGACAAAGCCAUUCUGUAUGCUCUUUUGAAAGCCAACAAAUCGGAUGCAAGAACCCAACUUAACUUGGCACUGGCUUGGAACAGGCCAGAUGUUGCAAGACAGCAAAUCUUUACACAGGACAACAGAGAGAAUUGGCAGAAAGUGGAUUUGUACCCUGCCAUGUACACUGCUCUGGUCCAGGACAGGCUGGAGUUUGUCCAUUUAUUCCUGGACAUGGGUGUGGACCUCAAGAAGUUUUUAACAGCCAGCAAGCUUCAGGAAUUAUACUAUGAUGUACUGAAAGACAGAUUUUCUGGUGCAGGAGCUUUUUACUUGAAGGAGAAGGUACAACAAUUGCAGCAAUCUUUUGCCAGCCGAUUAAGGAGUGGAGAUGGGGACCACGGGGACUUGGAUCAAAACUCUGUGCUGUAUAACAUUGGGCGUGUGAUUAACCGCUGUGUACAAGAUCAGCAAGACAAUUUAUAUGCAAGUCAGAAGCCUGGGAUGUGUGAGAAUCAACCCAGUGCUGAGGCAGGCCUUGCUGAGGACAUGACAAAUCAAAGAUAUACAGAAGUGAAUGAAGUUGAUGAGAGAGUGAAUACAAUAUCACAAUGUGCUCCAGGGGCAAAGAUGAAGAAAAAAAGGACCAAACUGAAAGAAGAACAAAAAUGUGAAUUUGAGAGACCUGAAAAACAUCUGAUGCUGUGGGCAGUACUUCUGAAUAGAAAGGAACUAGCAAAGUUGUUCUGGAAAAUGGGGAAAGACCAUAUAGGAGCUGCUCUCUUUGCCAGUGCCAUUUUGAAACGCAUGUCAAAAGAUGCAGCAGGAGAUGAAGAGGUGGACUUAGCCGAGGAUUUAAAAAAUCAUGGAGUGGAGUUUGAGGAGCUAGCAGUUGGCGUUUUGAAUGAGUGCUAUUCAAAGGACAAGAUCCUUGGCCAUCGUCUUGUGACCAGACAGUUGCCACACUUUGGCCAUGAUACAGUGAUGACGAUAGCUGACACAGCCAGACAGAUGCACUUCAUGGAGCAAGCUUGUUGUCAGACCAAACUUAAUAUGAUAUGGCUAGGAAAGAUGGUGCAACACACAUCAAUAUGGAAGAUUGUCCCGUCUUUGUUCAUCCCAUUUGUGAUCCCCUUCAUAAAAUUUCGCAUCAAAUCUAAACCAUUGAAAAGCUUUUCUGAGGUUAGAGGAAUUGACUUGGGCUCUGUGAAUCGAAUUGCUCCUGAGGCAGAGAAAAAAAAUGGAGAUGAGGAGGAGGAAAAUUCAGAUCCAGAUGGGGAUGGAGUGGAGUUUACCAGGUCAAAAACUAGACGGGAGAAAAAUCGAAAAGGAGCCAAGCACUCUUACUUCCAAGUGAACUGUUGUGGAUUGGACAAGGAUAGUAUAAGCAUUUUCCGUGCCUUUUACUAUUUCCACACUGCGCCUAUCACAAAGUUUUUAUAUCAGCAGAUUAUGUACAUAGUGUUUUUGUGCAUGUUCAGUUACUUCCUGAUGGUAGAUUUGCAUCCUAUGAAUACACCAGAUAAUUUGCACAUUUGGGAAAUAUUUGUUUGGAUCUUCAGUGGCACGUCAAUAUUGGAAGAGGUUAGGCAGGUCCUGACCAAAGAUUCACGUUCCCUGUGGUAUAAAUUGGCAGAUUGGUGGAAAAGUGUGUGGAAUAAACUAGACCUGAUCAUGUACACCUUAUUUAUAAUCUCAGUGGUCCUCAGGUUUACGUUGACUGAGGCAGACUUUGUACAUGCAAGACGUGCUUAUUGUCUCACCUUGAUCCUGCACUUUGUGAGAUUCUUGCAGGGUUUCAUGAUCCACAAAGAUAUGGGACCUAAAGUUAUCAUGAUAAGACGCAUGAUAACAGAUGUGAUUUUCUUUGUGAUGAUUCUCCUGGUGUUCCUGCUAGCCUAUGGAGUGGCUGUGCAGGCACUUUUGUAUCCAAACCACAAGCGAGACUGGUCUAUUUUGAAAGAUGUUGUCUACAUACCAUAUUGGCAGAUGUAUGGAGACCUGUUCUUGGAUGAGACUUCAGGUAAAAUUGACCAGUGCACCAGUAAUGCCACACUGUACUUACAAGACAAUGGACCACAGAUGUGUCCACAGCAGAAUGAAUGGAUGACCAUUGUGUUGAUGGUUAUCUACAUGUUACUGACCAAUGUCUUGCUACUCAACCUCCUCAUUGCUAUAUUUAAUUACACUUUCCAGAAUAUUCAAGACAAUUCAUUAACAGUGUGGAGGUUUUACCGUUUUGGACUGAUCUACGAGUAUCAUGAUAGGCCACCGCUACCACCUCCUGCAAUAAUUAUUAGUCAUAUUGUCAGGGGAAUCAUGUACAUUGUUAAGAAAUGUCGAGGAAUUAAAAAUUCUGAUGACUCUUUCAAGAGAGUAUUAUCUGUAGAUGAGCAAGAAAAGCUAACUGUAUUUGAAAAGGCAGGAAUGGAAAGUUACUUAUUACGCACCCACCAAGAGAAUGAAGCCCACAUGGCCAAUAAAAUAUCUACUGCUGGGGAAAGGAUUGAGCAAGUGAUAGAUGACCUGGAGCAAAUAAAAGAACAAAUUGAGGAUCAAAAUCAAACAAGUGUUCCAGGCCUUAACAGCACUUUUAACCCUCCUGUAGAGCCAGAAUUAAGACAAAGUGUCAGUCCAGCAGAUGAAACUGCAGACCUGCAAAAGCGUCUAAAGGAAUUAGAGGACCAGGUCAGCAGGCAAACUAAUCAUUUGGAACAAGUCCUGAAACUGCUGCAGCAACAUGGUUAUGGUGGUCCUGCCGGGGACAGCAAGGAGGGAAUGACACACAUCUCAAGUUAGAGAAAAUCCUUGUUUCUAUGUGAUGUUCCAUCAGAUACAAAAAUUUCAGAGUCAUUGUUCUUGUUUUCUAGAAGUAUUUUACCUUUUGUACAUUUUGUAUAUUUUUUUCCUUUUUUUAUUCCUAAAUCGAGAUCUGCAUAGUAAUUCUUUACUCAUUCGAUUCAAAAUUAUAAUGUCUUACAUUUCUCAUCUACGGUGCCCAAUUAAUUGAUUACAAAAAGCCAUUUAAUGUGACAUGCAUGUUAUAUGCACUGAGCUGUGAUGUGUCAAUCCACAGAAUGAAUCUCCUGUCAAAAAUUAUUUGGCACUAUUUGAAUGAAUGAAAUGAAAUUUAUUAGGAGUACAGGAAUACCGAAUGGAGACGUAUGGUCAAAUCCAAAGAUGAAUACAAUAUAAAUGCUUUUUAUUUGAGUUUCACAAUUGAGCAUGUGCCAUAUAAGAUAUGGUGCCAGUAUGUACUUUUGUUGUAUGUCAGUAUACACCUGUGGUUUUGAUUGAAGUGAGAUUUAGAUAAUUUUUUUCAUGUUAUACAUAGUGCUGAGAGGAACUUUUUAUAGAUACUGUUGUUACUGAGUAUCAGAAUUAUAUUUAAAUAAGCUACUUUUAAUAUCCCAAUCAAACCAUCAUUCUCAGGAAACCAAAGACAUUGUAAAAGUGCACAUAGAAAGAAAGCAUGUUUGUUGGUCAAAAAUUAAUGGAAUUGAUUCCUUAGUUUUCUCUAAUUGCAUGUAACACUUAAAAAUGAUUCAGAUAAAGAAAGUUGGCUUAAUGCCAUACCAUAAUAUGUUUGGAGCCAGGAAUGAUGAAUCUUGAAAAAAAUUUUGAAACUUGUAUUUUACACAGUAAAGUCUAAUUAACAUAUUUGGAAUUUAAACUAUAAAUAGAUUUAUUAUUGUUGUUGUUGUACAGUAAUAAGUGAUGUGAUUAUAAUUACAGGUUCAUCACAUUGUCACAUGUCAAUUUAUAAGACAAUUUUUGACUUAUCAAAACAGAAUGAGGUUUAAGCACUGUGAUACAAGUUUUAAUAUCAUUCCAGUGUCAUUGUAACAUUCACAGGAUAUGUGUAAUGUAACAUUGCAGUAAAAAUGAAGGCAGUUGUUGCUGUUACAGUAGUUAUAUGGACAUUUUUACAUGCCUUAUAUUUAAGCAUUAAAAAUAUUUUGACAACACUUUUUUACAAUGAAAAUCAAGCAAUAAGUUUACAUUCAUGAUGAAAAUAGUUCAGGGAAGAUUUUAACAUUCCAUGAGAGAUAGAGGUGAUUCGUUCAAGGUAUCCUAUCCAAGUUUUUCCACCAAAUUUUUAUGAUCAAAUUGUGUCACAAAUUUUUCUGUUGCUAUGCCAAGCCCAUUAUAGUUGAUUGCAUACAAUUAAUGAAGUGCCCAUUGCAGGUAAUCACGUAAAUGUGGUCUUCAAACAAUUUAGUUGAUUGUUAAGUACAGGAAUAUGCUAGAAACUUAGUGAGUGCUUGCAUGUGAUUCUGGUGCUUGGUAAAUGGAAGCUACUUUUGUCUCUGCAAACUGUUUGAAGGCCAUUGAAGACAAGGAUAACAACAUUUUCCUCCAAUAAAUGUAUUAGUGAUGAAAAUUACACUCCCAUAAGAAAAUCUUAAUCACCAAUUUGAUAGAUAUAAUGUUUUUCAGGCAUAUUAUAAAUUUUUUGUACUGGCCUAAGAUCAACCCGUCCCCCUUUUCAUAUAUUAAAUAACAUAAUACUAUACAAGUUGAAUAUUACCAUCUUUUAUAAUAAUUUUUAAUUAUAAGUGUUUAUUUGGAAAAUGUUUUGUUGCUUGAUAGUCAACCUUUAACAGUAUAAUUGUUUAGCAACGGAAUUCUGAAAGAAUGUUAACUUAUGUUAAUCAGAAUAUAUCAUAACUGUGUAGUUACUUUUUAGUUAUGGUUUGAAUACUCUAUUUUAAUUUAUAUAUAAAUAUCUGUUACCUUACCUAUUUUGCCUCCUACCUUAAAUCACUUUUCCUUGAGAAAAUUUGCUUGUGACAUUCCAUAUAUUGAUAUAUUAUCUCAUAUUUAUAUUUUUUCAUAGUAUUGAGGGCCAAUUUGUUGAAAUAUCAUUAUAUCUUGCUUUAUUUAUUUUAAUAUCAGAUGUACAUGUCACCUGUUAAAUAAAUAAGUAGUUGCGUUUUAGAUUAUAAUAAGGGUAAACUCUUUAACUUGUAUCUUUUUUGGUAAAGCCUAGCUUUGACAAAAAUUUCUUAUAUUUGUAUGCUUUUACUUCAUCAAGGUGCAAUAGCCAUUACUUUAAACUUAUAGUCUAUACACUUAUAGUCAAUUCUUUAAACUUGUAUAUAUGUACUAAUGUUAAAGUUAGAUGUUUAACAACUUUACUUUUUUAUAAUUAUCUGUGGAUCUUUUUCUGAAAUUUAAGUCCACAGUUAUUUCACAUUGAAACUGACUUUCUUAACCUUCCAAUAAUCUAGUUAUUCUAAAUUAAAACCCACUUUUGUACAUGGGUAAUUUACACAGUAUCUUUCAACUGUGAUAUAUUGCAUUCUGCAGAUUUAUAGUAAAUAAAAUUUUAGCAUCUAACACAUUGACUGAUGAUACUUUUUUGUCAUCCUUGAUCAAAUGAACGACAUUGAUGAAACCCAUAAUGCUAAUAUUAGAUUAAAUAUACCUCCUCCCCUUUACCUUAAUUUCAAUAGCACAAAAAUGUUAAUAUACUCUAAGACCCCAUUUCCAGAGAUUAGAUCGAUCUACUUUAGAUCGACCUAACUCC
Messenger RNA from Lingula anatina, 7584 nucleotides. Its product is annotated as transient receptor potential cation channel subfamily M member-like 2. Gene Ontology annotation, molecular function: ligand-gated calcium channel activity. Lineage: Eukaryota; Metazoa; Brachiopoda; Lingulata; Lingulida; Lingulidae. Gene Ontology annotation, cellular component: plasma membrane. Gene Ontology annotation, biological process: calcium ion transmembrane transport. The record is from RefSeq and is a predicted model, not a curated record.